AUGGCACCCUCACGGACACCAAAGACGACAAGGAAGCCUUACCGGCCUGAAGGUAGUGGCAGUCAAUCUGGUACGCCUGGUGUCCAAAAGAUUAAAUCAUCGCUAAGACAGACACGAAGACUGCUCGCAAAGGACAACCUAGCGGCAGAUGUACGUGUCACAACAGAGCGCCGGCUAAAAGCUCUGGAGGCUGAACUCGCUGAGGCAGAGCAAAGUAGGAAGGAACGAGCACUGGGAAUGCGCUAUCAUGGAGUGAAGUUUUUCGAAAGACAAAAGGUCCUCCGGAAAGUGAAGCAGGUCAAGAAGAGACUUUCCAGCGCUUCCCAAUCCGAAAAGAAAGCUGUAGAGUCAUCUCUUUUCGAUGCACGCGUCGAUCUGAAUUAUAUCUUGCAUUACCCCAAAACCAAGAAAUACAUAUCACUCUUCCCCCCGGAAAUACGACAUCCCGAAACGCAGUCAAAUUCCACCGACUCAUCGGAAACCGAUGCGCAGAGACAACAAAUUAAGGAUCAAAUACGGCAGCAGAUGCUUGGUGGAGAGCUGCCUCUCGAACCUGAGCUACACUUGUCUACGGACACCAGCAUCCUGACAAAAAAGCGAGUAUCCAAACCAAGUAAAUUCACCUCCUCUGCUCCUGUGGCCGACGCAGAGCAAGACGACGACUUUUUCGGUGAUGAUGACGAAGAUGACGAUGAGGGUUCAUGA
Molecule: messenger RNA, 705 nt
Organism: Desarmillaria tabescens
Lineage: Eukaryota; Fungi; Basidiomycota; Agaricomycetes; Agaricales; Physalacriaceae
Exons: 4
Coding region: 1-705 (234 amino acids)
Biological process (GO): maturation of SSU-rRNA from tricistronic rRNA transcript (SSU-rRNA, 5.8S rRNA, LSU-rRNA)
Cellular component (GO): preribosome, small subunit precursor; nucleolus
Source: RefSeq, a predicted model, not a curated record